AUGACAGAGAACUUUCAAACUGAUGAAAUCACCAAGAGUGACACACAAUUUACUGUUGAUGAUUUGAAAUAUGGAAACUCACAAGCAGGUGAUGGAUCUCGCUUUCGUCGACGAGGCUUCUUUGGUCUUCGAGGAAGAGUAAUGUAUCAAAGACUACAAGAGACGAUGCCACAAUAUUCAAGUCUAACCAAUCCAGAGUUAGUAGCAUUGACACAAAAUGCGAUUGCAAUUGCAUCAAAACGAUGGAUAAAUCCUGAUUUGAUGAACGAACCACCUUUAACACGUUAUGCUGAUGGUUCAUUUUAUGGAUUUUCAAUGUUAUGGUAUAAAUUGAAUGGAGAUAUCGAGCAACUAUCCAUUGGUACGAAAUACUAUUCAAUAUUUCUUCGUCAACUACAAUGUGGCGGUGAUCUGUAUUCUGGAGAAGGAUCAAAAUGUCAAUAUAAUGCUACACAUCAAGGAACAUGUUCAGUAGGUUGUAUUAAAGGCUUGGGAGAUUCAAGCACCUAUUGUGGCUGCACUGGUUCAGAGAGUAAACAAUGUCCGAGCAGUCCAAAACACAUUCUAUGCUGUUUAGAUACAUGUUCACAAGACUUAAAAAUGGAUUUAGGUAUUGUUCUCGAUGCAAGUGGUAGUGUUGGUGAGAGUAAUUAUCAGCUCCAGCUAAAUUUUACAAAAGAUUUAAUUCAACGUGUCAAUGUUGGCUCAAAUAAAACUCGCGUAGGAAUUAUUAAUUAUUCUACGGACAUUCAGACGCUAACAUGGUUGAAUAAAGAUUAUAGUCUUGUAGAUAAACUUCGAUUGGUGAAUCAAGCGGUAUAUUAUGGACAAGGUACAAGAACUUCCCUUGCUCUUCAACAGGCCGAUGAAGUUUUUUCCUAUAAAAGUGGUCGUCGAAAAUCAGAAGAAGGUGUGACACCUGUAAUAUUUGUAAUUACUGAUGGAGCAAGUGAUAAUGAAACUUUGACAAUACAAGCAGCGAAUGUUUUAAAACAGAAAGGUAUCAUUUUGGUGAGUGUCGGCGUUGGUAAUGGACCGAAACUUAGCGAAUUGCACGCUAUAUGUUCAUUACCAAUACAUGAGAACUAUUUUGUCAUCUCGAAUUACACUGCUCUUGAACAAAAGCUAAAUCAGUUCACAUCUAAAUCAUGUUCAGAGCCAACAUUUCUUUCCUCGAAUGCAACUGUAACGGCAGGCGUUAAUAAAGACAAAUAUAAAUUUCUCAAAAUUGAAAUUAUUGCAAUCGGUAACAAAAUUUUGAUAACUGCUAUACUGGCCAAAGGUGAUGUGAAAUUAUUUCAUUCAUUUACAAAUCGUAAUCCAAAGGAUCCUGCUGAUUUCAUUGAUUAUGAAACUACACGUGAUCUCCCUCUAUCGCGAUGGAUGCAGUUCAAAUCAUAUUUUCAUCGAUCGUCAACGACACCACUCACAACUAAAAAAGAAUUACGAAGAAUUGAUUGUUGA
This is a messenger RNA of Rotaria socialis, 1464 nucleotides long. The record is from the annotation of a GenBank genome assembly. Lineage: Eukaryota; Metazoa; Rotifera; Eurotatoria; Philodinida; Philodinidae.